Molecule: messenger RNA, 3538 nt
Organism: Oncorhynchus nerka (sockeye salmon)
Lineage: Eukaryota; Metazoa; Chordata; Actinopteri; Salmoniformes; Salmonidae
Product: neuronal calcium sensor 1-like
Exons: 9
Coding region: 1229-1801 (190 amino acids)
Molecular function (GO): calcium ion binding; calcium sensitive guanylate cyclase activator activity
Source: RefSeq, a predicted model, not a curated record
AGCUGACGCCGGUGGAAGAGACCGACAGGAGAAGCGCGCUCUUGUAGACUACAGAAACCUCGCGGGAAAAGCAGAUAAUUCGUCCAUUUACGGUUAAUUCCGGAUGUCUGUCUGAAGAUGAAGUGUCUAGGUUACACGGGACCAUGGAGCUGAGCAAACACAAGAUGAUGAUUACCGUCACCACAGUCACAUGCAUAGAGAAGACAGUUCUGGCCAAGAACAGAACAAACACAGACAUAGACCCUAAUGCUUAGUGAGGAAAGGUGCCGUAUUGUCCUGUGAUGUACUGAGACUCAGCCAGCUACUGAGGUAGCAUCUAUGAAUGCCAUCUCAGGCCUGUGACACAGAGAAAUUCCAUUAUUCAUCUGAAGGAAGGAGAAUUGUGAGUCAGAAUGGAAGAGAAAAGAGAACUGUCACUCUGUAAAUCUCUCAGCCAGUAAACUCACUGGGAUGUUUUUAUUUUCUCUCUAAUUUUCUGUAUUUUGCAUUUAAAAUGACAGUUUAAGUCGCAAAGACCUUUUGACUUUGUAUUUUCUGCUGCUGUGUUUGAAGGAAGUCCUGCUGGGAUCUGAGUUCAAGCCUGGGGUGUAAUUGAAAAGGGAGUGCAUCUAAGGCUGAGCCCUGUUCAUUGUAUUUUUUUUUACCCACCCCCUUAUCUCAGCUGUCAAGAGGGAGGAUUCUCUUAUAAGUUACCCGCAGCCACAGAGACAGUGGUGGGAAAAGAGGGUGGGAGGAAGAUAAAGGAGGAAAAGGAGGGGUGAAAGGAACAUUGAGCUGAGUGUGAGGGAGUGUGUACACACAACCCAGAGACUGACUCCUGUAACCAAGGACAAAGGUAGCAACACAUCACAACGUCACUCUCGCCCACUGAACAUCCUAAAGAAAAGGGAGGCGAGCACUCAGACUCUGAAUCAACAGUCUCCCAUUAUUCAGUGCUGAGCCCCUGGGGUUGGAGUGAUUGCCCUGAAGUGCUGAAGUCUGGGCACAUCUUGGCCACAUCCAGAGUGGACUGCACUGAACAGAAGCCUGGUGGGUGGAUGGAGUUCAAUUCUCUGCCAGAGUUUACUGUUCUCUUAUUUCAGUGGUAUAAUUGCAUUGCUUUCUUUAACUGGCCCAUAUUUGCAUCUGUUUGACCAACGAGGACUGAGGGGUGUUCAGUGUGUGUCAAGGUGGAGCUGGAGGAGGCGUGGAGGAGUAACCCAAGGCAGUGAGGACAAAGGUACCAACCAUGGGAAAAUCAAACAGCAAGCUCAAGCAGGAGGUGGUGGAGGAACUCACCAGGAAGACCUACUUUACGGAGAAAGAGGUGCAACAGUGGUACAAAGGCUUUAUUAAGGACUGUCCAAGUGGUCAGCUGGAUGCUGUGGGCUUUCAAAAGAUCUACAAGCAGUUCUUCCCUUUUGGUGACCCCACCAAGUUUGCUUCUUUUGUCUUCAACGUCUUUGAUGAAAACAAGGAUGGACACAUAGAGUUUUCAGAGUUCAUCCAGGCCUUGUCGGUGACUUCGCGGGGGACACUGGAUGAGAAGCUCAGAUGGGCUUUCAAAUUGUAUGAUCUUGAUAACGAUGGCUACGUCACACGAGAUGAGAUGUUAAACAUCGUAGAUGCCAUAUAUCUGAUGGUGGGGAACACUGUAGAGUUACCAGAAGAAGAGAAUACACCUGAGAAGAGAGUGGACCGUAUUUUUUCCUUGAUGGACAAGAAUGCUGAUGGCAAGUUGACCCUGCAGGAGUUUCAGGAGGGUUCCAAGGCAGACCCCUCCAUUGUGCAGGCACUGUCACUGUACGAUGGGCUGGUAUAGGGCCUAAAGUGUUUAAAGAUUCGCAGAUGAGCCCAACAUGGUGCCAUCACACCUGCUAUGAGAAAAAAGAAUCUACAAGCAUCAACAUCCCUCCAUGCACCAUCCAGAAGGAGAUGUGGGGUGAGGAGAAGGGCAAGGACUUGUGUAAUACUGCUGCCAUCAAUUGCACAUAUUCAUCUGCACUCUAAGCAUUGAAAACAACUCUGAGCCCUCUGAUAUACAAAAAUGUAAAAUAAAAAAGGACAAGAGGGGAAUAUACACUGAACUUAUACAUACAAGCAAGGCGGUUGUUUUUCCUUGUGGACUAUACUGGAGGAUACCCCUUGAGGUGUGUGUGAACUGUGAACGGCGCUCAACAGAGUCAGAGUGGUGUGACUGACACGUGGAGAGCUGUCACAUGGCUACCUGAAAGACUACAGCAGGAGACAUCAGCAGGCACUGAUUGUUUUUGAGAGUGUUGAGGGAGAUCAACUUAUUUAUAAAUCCAUGUAUAUAGGAUAUACUAUAAAUAGUCUUGUUAUUAUGUGUUGCUUUGCUGCGUUUGUUGGAGUGAAAUUAAGCUUAAUCGUUUUUGAAUCAGUUUUAAUUAAUGGAAUGCUUUUUUUCAUCCUGUUUCCUGCACAAACCGCUUCCUUGGUUAUCUUUCAUAUUUUUAUUUGAGGAGUAAGUGGUCAGGGAGGGGCUUUCAUUUGGCACUGUAAUGUCUCAAUGCCACAUUCUAAAUGACAUGAUCAAGCAACACAGUGUAGUUCCUCACAGUUGACAUAUCUCAACUGAGGCUCAUUAUUUCCUUUGACGUCGUCUUACUCCAUCCACCCUGUGUAUACACAAGGCUUCAGCCAUUGAGAACAAACAGACAUACAUUCUCGUUGUAAAGAUUUUUGCAGGCUGUCUGUUUGAGCCUGUCCUUUUUGUGUCUGUCCUGUGUGUUCAACAGAAGCCAUAAAUCCCAGCAUGUGAUGAUGCCUUUCUCGUUCAGUCUCGGGUCAUUUCAGUCUUACCAAUUAGGCAUUUGUCAGCUUCACUGAUUUAGCCUUACUCAAGUGAUAAAGAUCAUUUCCCCCUGUGCUGUCAUUUACAUUGAACAACACAGAGCACAGAGUAAAAUGCAUUUUAAAGCUGCAAUAUGUAACUUUCUGGGCGACCUGACCAAAUUCACAUAGAAAUGUGAGUUAUAGACCUGUUAUUCCCAUUAAAAUUAAGUCUAAGAAGCUGUAGACCUGUUCAAUGUGCGCUAUUUCUAUGCUUCCUGUUUGUAAGUUUAGUUUUUGCAUCUUUUACUUUUGGUUUUGCACACCAUCUUCAAACAUCUGAAAAUACAAUAUUUUGGGUUAUUGAAAAUAUAUUUUACAGUUAAGAUGGUAUGAUGAUUCUCUACACUAUACUUGUUUGUUUUGUUGCAUAAACUGAAAUUAGGUGAACUAUUUCAAUUUUAGCAACCAGGAAAUGUCGGAGCGAUUUCUGCAGUGGACCUUUAAAUGGAUGCCUUUACAUUCUGUGAUUGAAAUUCUGUUUUUGAAAAUUCAACCUCAAAGCUCUCUAAGCUCAACUUGUUUCAGAAAUGUGUCUCAGUUCCCUCAAAUACCCUUUUAUUCAAAAUGGAUGCAGGAACAGAACUCAGCCAGAAAGUGGUUGAAGUAAUUGUUCAAUGGAGAUUCAGACUUUUGUUAAACUUAAACAUGAAUUACCCUGUUAUAAUGAAUAAAGGAUUACAUUGACUGUAACUUGUUCAUUAAA